Molecule: messenger RNA, 10134 nt
Organism: Zootoca vivipara (common lizard)
Lineage: Eukaryota; Metazoa; Chordata; Lepidosauria; Squamata; Lacertidae
Gene: SMURF2
Product: SMAD specific E3 ubiquitin protein ligase 2
Biological process (GO): negative regulation of BMP signaling pathway; proteasome-mediated ubiquitin-dependent protein catabolic process; protein ubiquitination
Cellular component (GO): cytoplasm
Molecular function (GO): SMAD binding; ubiquitin protein ligase activity
Source: RefSeq, a predicted model, not a curated record
CCACGAGGAGGCGAGGCCUGUGAGGAACUGGGCCUGAGGCGGAGAGGGGGCGGGGAGGAGAGCGAAGCGGCCGGCCGGCCUUGGCGCGAGCGACUCCGCCGCCCGCCCGCUCCCCCCUCAGGCUUCUCCCCCGUCUGCCGCUUUGUUGUACUCGCCGCCUCAGCCUCGGGCGGGAAGGGAAGGGCAAGGCGGCUGCGCCUCCGCCUCCUGACGCUCAUGGCGACAGUGGGCACAUCCGGGCUUUUCUCCUUUCGGCGUCGUGAGGCGCGUCCAGCCCGACUCCAUUAGAGGCUCUCUCUUUUUCCCUUUCCCUCCCGCGCCGCCCCGUCCCCGGCGGCAGGGAAGGAGGGUUACUGCCGGGCUCUCGGGAGGGAUUCCCGGGGGUCAUGUCCAACCAAGGGGCGAGGAGGAACGGGCCCGUCAAGCUGCGACUGACAGUUCUGUGUGCAAAAAACUUGGUGAAAAAAGAUUUUUUCCGGCUUCCUGAUCCAUUUGCUAAAGUGGUGGUUGACGGAUCUGGCCAGUGCCAUUCUACAGAUACUGUGAAGAAUACCCUUGAUCCAAAGUGGAAUCAGCAUUAUGACUUAUACAUUGGGAAGUCAGAUUCGAUAACGAUCAGUGUAUGGAACCACAAGAAAAUUCAUAAAAAACAGGGAGCCGGUUUCCUGGGCUGCGUAAGACUUCUUUCCAAUGCCAUAAACCGCCUUAAAGACACUGGUUAUCAGAGGUUGGAUCUGUGCAAACUUGGGCCAAAUGACAAUGAUACCGUUAGGGGACAGAUUGUAGUAAGUCUUCAAUCCAGAGACCGGAUAGGUACUGGAGGGCAAGUUGUGGACUGCAGUAGACUGUUUGACAAUGAUCUACCUGAUGGUUGGGAAGAAAGGAGGACGGCCUCUGGAAGAAUUCAGUAUUUAAAUCAUAUUACACGAACAACACAGUGGGAGCGACCAACACGGCCAGCAUCGGAAUAUUCAAGUCCAGGUCGACCACUGAGUUGCUUUGUGGAUGAGAACACACCGCUUACAGGAAUAAAUGGUGCGACAUGUGGACAGGCAUCAGAUCCCAGGCUAGCAGAGAGAAGAGUGAGGUCUCAGAGGCACAGGAAUUACAUGAGCAGGACCCAUCUACAUACGCCUCCAGAUUUACCGGAAGGAUAUGAGCAAAGGACAACUCAGCAAGGGCAGGUGUAUUUCCUACAUACUCAGACGGGUGUAAGCACAUGGCAUGAUCCACGUGUACCGAGGGAUCUUAGCAACAUCAAUUGUGAAGAGCUUGGUCCUUUGCCUCCUGGAUGGGAGAUCCGGAAUACAGCAACAGGCAGAGUUUAUUUUGUUGACCAUAACAACAGAACAACGCAAUUCACAGAUCCACGGCUAUCGGCUAACUUGCACCUGGUUCUAAAUCGUCAGAACCAACUUAAGGAUCAACAGCAGCAGCAGCAGCAGGUAGUAUCGCUUUGCCAGCUUCCAGAUGAGGCCGAGUGCCUAACUGUGCCAAGGUAUAAGCGGGACCUUGUGCAGAAACUCAAGAUUCUGAGACAGGAGCUAUCCCAGCAGCAGCCCCAAGCUGGACACUGCCGCAUAGAAGUCUCCAGGGAAGAAAUUUUUGAGGAGUCUUACAGACAAGUCAUGAAGAUGAGGCCCAAAGACCUGUGGAAGAGAUUAAUGAUAAAAUUUCGUGGGGAAGAAGGCCUUGACUAUGGAGGAGUUGCCAGGGAAUGGCUCUAUUUGCUCUCCCAUGAAAUGCUGAAUCCGUAUUAUGGCCUCUUCCAGUACUCGCGUGAUGACAUCUAUACACUACAGAUAAACCCAGAUUCUGCUGUUAACCCGGAACACUUAUCCUACUUCCAUUUUGUUGGACGGAUCAUGGGGAUGGCUGUGUUUCAUGGACAUUAUAUUGAUGGGGGCUUCACAUUGCCUUUUUACAAGCAGUUGCUAGGAAAGCCAAUUACGUUGGAUGACAUGGAAUUGGUUGACCCAGAUCUUCACAACAGCUUAGUAUGGAUACUUGAGAAUGAUACUACCGGAGUCUUGGAUCAUACAUUUUGUGUGGAACAUAAUGCGUACGGUGAAAUUAUACAACAUGAACUGAAACCUAAUGGCAAAAGCAUUCCUGUCACAGAGGAGAGUAAAAAGGAAUACGUCAGGCUUUAUGUAAACUGGCGAUUUUUACGAGGGAUUGAAGCUCAGUUUCUGGCUCUGCAGAAGGGAUUUAAUGAAGUAAUCCCACAACAUCUGCUGAAGACAUUUGAUGAGAAGGAGCUAGAGCUCAUCAUUUGUGGCCUUGGGAAGAUAGAUGUUAAUGACUGGAAGGCCAACACCAGGUUAAAACACUGCACGCCAGACAGCAACAUUGUGAAGUGGUUUUGGAAAGCCGUGGAGCUCUUUGAUGAAGAAAGGAGAGCCCGAUUACUGCAGUUUGUGACUGGGUCAUCCAGAGUGCCUCUGCAGGGUUUCAAAGCAUUACAAGGUGCUGCUGGUCCAAGACUAUUCACAAUUCACCAGAUUGAUGCUAGCACAAAUAACCUGCCAAAAGCUCACACAUGCUUCAAUCGAAUAGACAUUCCUCCUUAUGAAAGCUAUGAGAAGCUCUAUGAAAAGCUGCUAACCGCCAUUGAAGAAACAUGUGGGUUUGCUGUGGAAUGAACAUUUGCAGACUUACCUGGGACUGUAUUUAUACUCCGUCAAGCAAAAGAUCCUCUCCUCAGCCAUGACACAGUUAAAUGCUUGAAAUAUAGGAAACCCCUACCCCCACUCCCUUUUCUACUUUAGGACGAUAUGAGGGAAAGGACAAUUUUUGGAGUUCUUCAUUCAAGAAAAUGUCCUGUGGCUCCUGCCAAGGAAUCAUUCAGCUGCUAUUAAAAACAAGUAUCUUGAAUAUACAGAAUGCUGACUUUUCCUUCCUUUCAACAGCAGUAUUCUUCUCUCAAAAAGACGACUACUAUUUUUGUAAAAGGUGAUCUGAUCUAUUUGCUUACCUGAUUUCUAUUCUCACAGGGCCAAGAUAUAGCUGUUGGUACAAGUCACGUUCCAGCCUACUUAAGUAAACAUGUGAUACUGAACAGCAUCUAUACCUAUUUUUUUAAAUAAAAUAUUUUGAUUAUUCUAAUUUUUUCAUAUAAUUGGCUAAGCAAAUCAUAACCCUUUUAAAUUAAGGCCACUUAACGUGCAAACUGUGUUUUCUUAUAGUGAAUGAUUUAAUUCUCUGUUAUGAGUUAAACUUCAAUAUUACUUGUGUAAGGAUUUUUAUAUUUCUCAAGCAUGAAUUACAGGUUUUGGCUCCUGUUUUUCUCUUGUCCAGUUUCUUUAGCAGAAUCCUAGUCAGAGUUAACUUGCACUGUAUUUGGUACAGUACUUUGUGGUAAAUGUGGAAACCCCCUUUUUUUUAAAGCGUCUAACAUUUUUUUAAAUGAGCAUUUUUGUAAAAAGUCAAUACUUGAGUUUUUUUUUAAUUUGCUUUCCAUUUUAAAUGGAACUUGCUGCAUUUUGUAAACUCCUAAAUGUACGUUGAUGAUAUCAACAGCCUUCUGCCAGGUCGUCAGUUCAUUUUUCAAAACUCUCUGUGGAUGUCAUACCAACCAAAGUUUUUCUGUUCAGAUACAGUGAAUCUGCAUUGUAUAUUAGUUGUUGCAAAACAAUAUUAUCAGGUUAAAAUGUUUUUAUUUUAAAUGGCUUGUGACAUAUGGGUUUGUGCUAGCUACAACUAAGGGAAAAAAUAGUGAUGCAAUGGACUUAAAAGCAGAGCUUCUGUAAUUUUCUAUCUGAAAUGCAAAUAAGGUGUGAUGUGCUCCAAUAAAUAGCUGACUGGAGCACCCCAGAAAUCAUCCUUGCAUUGAGGGUAAAUAUAUGCAAAAUAGUUAAAAUAAAGGGGGCACAUUUAGAAGAAAUAUAUUGUACUGUUAAUCGGCAGUCAUGCGACCAAUUAUAUAUCAAUAACUAAAGUGGUUGAGCUUGUAACUUGGGGAUAGCUCAUAUGUACACUUCUCUUUGCAAUAGUGUGUUUAGUUGCUGUGAAAAGUACAGCCUCUCUUGUCGAAAUCAUUGCUGGCUGUUUCUGGUAUGCUGGCAAAUACCAAUAUUUCUUCAUAGUUUUAUGUACCCAACUGUGUGCAGAGGAAAGCGGAACUUGCAUGUGCGAACUAGCUCUCACUGAACAACAUGGAGAACGUCUAGCCAACUGUCAGCACAGUCGUUCAGUUGCUCAUCUUCUCGUGCAAAAGCAAGGAAUGACAAACACAGCAAGGCAUAUGGUAGUAAUUAAUCACAAGUAACCAUCUAAAACAGGCAUCCCCAAACUGCGGCCCUCCAGAUGUUUUGGCCUAUAACUCCCAUGAUCCCUAGCUAACAGGACCAGUGGUCAGGGAUGAAGGGAAUUGUAGUCCAAAACAUCUGGAGGGCCGAAGUUUGGGGAUGCCUGAUCUAAAACCACCCACUUUUUCUGUACAAAUGAUAAAUUGAGAGUGCCAAGUAUAUGGAGGCAACAGAUUGAAAACUUAUCUUGAAUGUUUUGUUAGAGAUGGCCUUUUUCCUUGUCUAAAAUUGGAAUAAGAGAAAGCAAGUUAAGUCAAAGGACAUUCGCUAGAUGGCAUGUAGCCUGCUCUGACUUGAAUCUGGCAGGUUGUACAUUAACAACCAGUCUUGUAGGCUCAAGAUGUAGAAUUGGGAGAGGCGAGGAUGAACGAUCAUUUCCAUUUGUCGCAUUGGUUCCAAAACAGCCUCGCUCCUACGUCGUAUUGAACUAUGAAGCAAUUACACAAAUUAGCCAUAGUAAAAAUAAAUUAAAAAUGGUGAAAGGUGGUCUGUUUAUGAUUAGAUUGUCCAGCAUUUGGAAUAGCUAGGUCUUACUUCGUCUUCCUUUGCUCAUUGACUGCAGCAGAACUGUAAGUCUACAUUGAUUGCUCUGAGUAGAUUUAAGGCAGAUUUUGGAAUGCAAGCCUAAGCCCCAGUUAGGGGAUCUGUUCUGGUUCUAGGCUGGCAGAUGCAAUCCUUUCUAUCGGAGCAGAUCCAUCUGCUUCCACUGUUCUUUCAGGUUUCAGGAAUAGCAUUGCAUUGAUUUCUCUCUACUGUUGUCUUAAAUUAAAAGCUGGUAGAAUCCUGGUUUUCAUAUCCACAGCGGUGCGCGGCUACUGUUCUGCAUAUCUUUCAGGAGUUGUCAUUCUGCCUGUGCACAGGUUGAUGUAGGGCUUUUUGUUAACCAUGUUUUGUACCAGGCCUUACUUGCUGCUUGUCAGCUGUGUACUUCCUUCUCUGAAAAAUUAUCACUUGAUUCCAGUUGAUAGCCUCGCCCUUACCUCAUGGGAAGAUGCCUCUUGUUCUGCAUCAGAUUGUGCUGAAUGUUGUGGCCUCCACUGAUGAUCUCUGCUCAUUUAAUAAGGAGAUGUAGCUUAAUAAGCACAGAAUGAUUAACGAGAGCCUGUGACAGACUGCAUUGACAGGUCUCUGCAAAGGAGUUUGUGUGUUACAGGGUUUUGAUAAGCCGGACUCGAGUUGGGUCUAAGAUCAAAACUUGAUAGCAAUUUCAUUGUCAUCCUGCUUUAAACACAUUGUGUCCAGAGAUUCUUCCGUCAUUACAGGGCUAACUUUGCAAAAUCUGAUUCUCACUAAUAGGCAAAACAAAAACAUUUCUGCAUAUUGCUUUGACUGCUACGCUGAGCAGACUGAUGCAAAUUGAAUAUCGGGUCUCCUGAGUGCCUUCUUAUCUGCAUAACCAUUAAAAUGCUUUAAAUCACACAACCUGUCAGAAGCUUCUCUAGACCCAUUGAGUGUAGUCCUACGGCCAUGCCACUUUUCCCGUCGACAAGUGCUAAACCCAAUAUUAUGUUAAGACCUUUGGAUUUUCAACCCAGAUUUAAAUGUGAAUAUUUAUUUCCAGCUUGUCCCUCUUCCUACACGGUUUUUUCAUCCAUCCUAAAUUUGCAUUAAGUGGUUAAGAGAGAUGUCACCUCACAUUUACAUGCUUCCUUUUCAGAAAUGAAUGUUUUAAAAUAUAGUGACUAUUUUGUAGGAUUCAGAUAUACAGUACUCGGUUGUGUUUCAGAUUUAAUUUUUAGAUGUAAAGUUUUGUAAUGGUGCUUUGUACAGUAUGUAUUCUAUUUUUUUUGCACAUAGGUUCAGUUUCCCUAAACCGAUUAUAUUUUUACCAAAACAUUGUGUUGUACUAGAGUCCAGAGCACACAGGAUGCCCCCCCCCCCAACACUACAUCUGUUAAACCUCUGGUGCAUUAAAACUGGCUGCAUUAAUGGAAGUAAAAGUGUUGCUUCUAUAUCAUACAUCAUAAUGUAGCAUGACCCCGUUGCUUCAGACUUUAAACUGCACCAUAUAGAUAACAGGUGCAGUUUGUACUUAACACAAUCUCUUUAUUAGAUUUCUGACUCUGCGGAAUCCUAAGAGCUUUGUCUAUAGCUAAAACUAGUCUAUAUUUUGUAUGAUUUUUCCUUCUUCCAGACUGACAGGUGGGGUUUUUUUUUAGUUGCAUUUCUAUUGUAUUUAUUGCAGAGUGUUUUUAGCAUUGAUAUACAUUGCAUUUUCACCAAGCUGUUACAUGAGCUUUAACAAUACAUCUGUAUAAAAUGUUUUUUGUUUUGUUUUUGUUUUUUUAAAAAGUAUGUACUCAUGCAGAAGUUGAGCAAUAAAAUUGUAUGCUGUUUGCACUGUCACAGCAUCAAUGGUUUUAAAAAAAACCUGGUUUUUGCGUUUAUUUUUAAGUAAAAGCAACACUGGUGAUCAUGUAAUUUAAUUUGUGUGUUUUUAAAGAGUACAGAGGCACCCUGGAUAUGCUUAACAGCGGCUUUAUGUGGAGGAAAAAUAAUCUCAACAGCUACAACUACUGUAUUACAUGAAGAAAAAUUUUUUUGAAGGUCAGUUCAUUGAUGUUCCUUUAAUAUAUGAGCAUAAGAAGAACCUGCUGGAUCCAGCCAAUGGCCAAUCUAACCCAGCAUCCUGUUCCCACAGUGGCCAAGCAGGUACCUAUGGGGAAAGCAGGAUAUUCACACUUGUGAUUCCUGGCAACUAUUCAGAAGGAUACUGCCACCUGCAGUGGGGGGUAGAACACAGCCAUUAUGCUUAGUAGCCUGGUCCUCCACGAAUUUGCCUAAUCCUUGUUUGAAGUUAGUGGACAUCACUGUUUCUCAUACCUAUGACAAACUUAAGUUGGUCUCUAAGGUGCUACUGGAUUUUUUAUUUUUAUUUUGACUGCGUCAGACCAACACUGCUACCUACCUGUAACUAUCACUGUUUCUCGUGAGAGUGAAUGCUAAGUAUGUGCUGCAUAAAGUUCUUUUUUUGUUGUUGGUUUGCCAUAUUUCAAAAAGUAAAAACCAUCUUCUUCUUUUUUGUUUAUUUGCUGAAGAUCCAGGGCAAACUGCCACCUUCCAGACGUCCCCCCUGGAUGCCACUUCCGCCUUUGAACUCCCAGUAAUGUUUGGGGAAAUCCGGACGUAUGGGAGCCCUAUUUUUUGCUUUCUUUCUCUGUCCCAAAUCUGCCAAUAUUCAGCUUCCUUAGAUAUCCAGAGUUCUAGCGUUAAGUGAGAGGGAGAAAAGCUUGUCUCUACUUUCCCCACACCAUGCAUAAUUUUAUAUAACCCUAUCAUGUCGUCUCUUUCUCUCAAGUCCAAAAUAUUGUAAACUUUCCUCAUAGGGGAUUGUUCCAUCACCUUUAUCUGAAUCUCUUCCAGCUCAUUUUGAGGUGAGGUGACCAGAAAUGUACACAGUGUUCCAAGUGUGGUCACAACAUACCGCAUUUACUCAAAUGUAAUGUGCACCUUUUGGGGGGGGGCAAAUUGAUAUGAAGUUUGGUACCAAAAUCACUCUAUAGGCUAGAAUUUAUCUUUUAAACAUGUCCAGGUUUGAUUUAAAUGCAUCAUCAGUUAGCUAUACUUAAGCAAUAAGAUUAAUAUUUAGAUUAACCUGGAAGAAAGCUUCACUAGCUUAGUUUUGAAGGUUGAGAAGCUAACCUUUAUUGAAAAAGUCUUGUUUUUUAAAAAAUCAUUUUUAAAAUAUCAGUUCAAUAUUUCCUUGACACUGUAACAGUCUAUGGAUUCCGGGCAGCAAAACAAGCUACUAACUUCAUACUUCAGGUUGUGUACCGCCCAGUAUCAUUUUUAAAUAUAAAAAGCAUAUUUGCAAGAAACAAGAGGCAUUCCAACACUUAAAGGAACUGGUAGUUUUUGCUAUAUUGAAAGGAAGCCACUAGGAGUCUGGUUUUUAGGCGAUCAGCUUCCAGUUCUCGGAAGAAUGAAUCAUCAUCAUCACGUGUGAUCAUGUCCUGCAGUUCUUUAAUCUCCUUCUCCAUCUUUGAUCUCAGCUCACGUUUCACUUUGUUUAAUGUCUGAAAGAGACCAUUAGGAUUAAGUCUAGUACGAGGUUUCCCAAACUUCAGUGUCCAGCUUUUUUUUGGACUACAAUUCCCAUCAUCCCUGACCACUGGUUCUGCUAGCAAGGGAUGAUGGGAGAUGUAGUCCAACCACUGCAGUUGGACUAGUUUGGGAAACACUGGUCCAGUAGUUGGUCAACAAGACACAAAGUUUAGAGCAAUAAGACUUACUGUUGCCUGUGCUUUCUCUCUGGUUUGGAUUUCUUGGCGUUCUUCAGAAACAGCUUCUGCCAGCAUUGAAAACUAAGCAGAGCGCAAGAAAAACAAAUUAGGUGAAGAUUACAUUAGUUUAUCCUUGUGUUGUAAGGAAGAACCAAGCCUACCUGGUCCUUAUAGUAGCACUCCAUGGCCUCUAGCUCAGCCUGAUGUUCUCUCUUCUGCUCAGCCCGCUUCUCCUUGGCAUACGAUCUCAGCUCAUGCAGUCUCUGCUUCUGAAUUUCCAAGCCUUCUUCAAACAGGUUUUUAAAUAUCUGCCAAACAAAACAUAGCAUCCACACACAUAAGAACAGCUCCGUUUAAGAAAACUUCAGCCCAGGUGACCAAGUGGUGAAAGCUAGUCGCACUCAAACCUAUUAUUCCCAAGGGAACGUAUCCUGCUUUGCAACAGGCGCACAAGUCCAUUUGCUUCCUUGGCCAUGGAUCAGUAACUACAAAGUGUCAACUAAUAAUUUUUUAGCUGAUUAAAUAAGACAGUGAUUACAUAGUUCAUUAUGUGAAAGUGUAUUUGUGUGUUACUAAAAGGCACCUUUGAGUUGCUCAAAGUAGUGUAGGAAAUUAAACUAACAAAGUCACAAUUCAUUUUACUUUAUUGACAAGCUUCCCCCCUCCCCACAGCUCUUAAUCUCAAAGGAGAUUACAAAGGAGAUUAAUCUAUGUAUUGUCAUCACAAAGGUGAUCUCCAGUGGGCAGGUCUCAUCCCACCCUGCUAAGGAAUGGGUAAGCUACAUCAUGUGGUACCUUGCAAACUGGUGUCACAACCCCAAUAGCACCAGCACACCUAGUGCAAGAAAUAUCCAUAUGAUGGCAGCCCUCUUGCAUGAUGAAAACAUUCCUAAGUUACCAGAGUGGUGGGAGAGAUGCCCAUGGAGCAGGAGGAGCUAUGCAGCUGCGAUCAGAGGAUGUUGGAAAACAUGGAAGCUGGCCUGCAGUCUCAAUACAGUCCUUAGAAUCUCAGCUGAACCUUCCUGGGAGGAAGAGCAGGAGUCCUACUUCCUGCAGCGCAGUUCCCCUCAACUUACACGUUCCUCACGUGUCCUGGCUCUCAUCAUCUUUGCCCGCAGCUGAACUCUGUAAUCUUGGUAGUACUUUUUGGCUCGGAUAAUUUGCUGUCGUCUCUCCCUUAUUUUGUUCUGGGCACAUUUCUGCCGAUUAAUGUGUUGCUUCAACUCUUGCUAAAGACAAAAACCAAGAAAGACAAUUCAUGUUUCCCUAAGGAGAAGAGAGAAGGUAUUAACUAUUUUCUGAAAUAGGUGCAGCAACCAGAAAAGAUGAAUUCCCUUCUCGAUCUUCUAGCGGAAAUAUAAUUGGACAAAAGAAUUUAGGAGGGAGGGCCGUUUUUCAGAAGUUUGACUGUCCAGUUUUUCCACUCCCAUUUGCUGCAGGUCUAUCAAGCAUAAUGUCCUGCUGAGCAAUUGGUAAAUCCCGGAACUAGAUGAGGGUGUGGCAGUAGGGGUGUCUUGAGGACCUGGCUCACCCAACUUGAAAGCAUUGCUCUAAGAAAAUAACUUACAACCUACCAAAUCAAGUACAGUAGUCCCCCCUCC